This is a messenger RNA of Aphanomyces astaci, 1304 nucleotides long. RefSeq lists its product as hypothetical. The transcript has 12 exons. NCBI's taxonomy places the organism in Eukaryota, Oomycota, Saprolegniomycetes, Saprolegniales, Verrucalvaceae. Bases 76 to 1170 code for a protein of 364 amino acids. Gene Ontology annotation, molecular function: protein binding. The record is from RefSeq and is a predicted model, not a curated record.
CACAAAUGGACAAACUUGUGACGACUGCCGCAGUGUCACUGCUCCGUGGCUGAUUGACAGUACCCAAUUCGCCACAUGACAUCCAAGGCAACUAUGACGAGCACAGAGAUUGACGACUUUGAUGAUGCCUUGUACACAGUCGUGAUCCAGAGAGAUCACGCCGCCGUUCAGGCGAUGCUGGCUCAAGUCGACAUCCACAGCCCAGACUUGCAACAGCCAUUGACCAGCGGCUUCCUCGAAGCUGCAGGUCGAGAUGCAUCGAUCGCCAAACUGUUCUUAGACGCCAACUUUGACGUGAAUGCUCGAGACGAGGACGGCAACACGGCGUUGAUGGUUGCGGCGCGAGGAGAAGAUACCUACGUCUUUGACUCGUUCUCGGACCACGAAGGCGACGAGUGCGACCCGCUCUGCGAACGGCAACAACAUCCUGACCUGCAGAUUGAGUUUAUCGAGUCCUUGCACAACGUCGAGCAACUCUUGGCUCAUGGUGCAGCCGUGGAUGCUGCCAACCACACUGGCAGCACCGCCUUGCUUCAAGCUGUGACGGCCAGUGGCCAACCCGACAUCGUUCGCUUGCUCGUACAAGCCAAGUGCAAUGUCGUAGCCAUCGAUGACAAAGGAUGCAUGGCGCUGCACCAUGCCGCUUUGCGUGGUCAAGCGGAGAACGUCCGACUGCUGCUGACCGUUCACGACCCCCAAGACCUCCAAGUUACCACAGCUGAUGGCGACUCGGUGCUGUACCUGGCAUGCACGUCUGGGAAUGUGGACGUCGUGAACCUCGUCAUGGCGUCGUCGGCCCACCUCCACGUAGAUGCUGCCAACGAGGAUUUGCAGACGCCGCUCAUGACAGCAGUGAUCUUUGAGUCGCUCGAGAUCGUGCAGCGUCUCAUCCAAGCCCACGCGGACGUGACGAUGAAGGAUUCGUUUGGCAUGACAGCAUUGCAUCAUGCAGUGUACUCGGGCGCCAACAUAGAUAUCGUCGCAUGUCUUGUGGACGCCAAGUCGGAUAUCAAUAACACAUGCGUGGAUGACAUGGCCAACACCAUCCUGCACGAUGCAGUCACCGGCUCGUCGCUCGAAGUGGUGGCGUACUUGGUCAAGUCUGGGGCCGCGGUAGAUGCCGUCAACGGAGUAAACACGAUUGUGUGUGGAUGCUACUGGCUAAUUUGAAUGUCAAUAAUAGGAAGGCAAGACGGCGGCGAUGCUAGCACAUGAAGUCGGACGUCAAGACAUGGUCGAGUUCUUCGAGUCCUUGGCUGCCACUCCAUAAUAAUCAAGUCAUUAAUAUAUCAGUUGUUUCCCUA